Capsella rubella is the source of this 1056-nucleotide messenger RNA. RefSeq lists its product as uncharacterized. The coding region runs from base 268 to 852 and encodes 194 amino acids. The record is from RefSeq and is a predicted model, not a curated record. The transcript has 3 exons. Gene Ontology annotation, biological process: mitochondrial respiratory chain complex I assembly. Lineage: Eukaryota; Viridiplantae; Streptophyta; Magnoliopsida; Brassicales; Brassicaceae.
AGAAAAGGAAACGUUAUGUGUCUCUGAAAGCGAGCGCGUGUAACCCUUGAGCACGAACACGUUCUUCUCUUCUCUUCGAGCUUCUUCUUCUCUCCCUCCUUCAAAACAUCAACUAUACAGCUGAAGCUUACCCGUUGAUUCGAAUUCUUCCCCCAUUGUAAUCAUCGGGAUGCAGCAAAACUACCUUACAAUUCGAUUCUUGUCGUGAUUUAUAUAUAAGAGAAGCUGAAAAAGAGAAAACGAGUGGGGGUGUUACUUACUGUGGUAAUGGGUCAGCAAUUGCGUCGAGCUGUUGGUAAAAUCAAAGAAGUUGAGAGAUCAACACCAUCUUCUACAUCAAGGGUCGUCGUUGAUCGGAGAUCGCUCCCUACGGAGGAGCUCAGUGCCGUCAAACCAUCUCCGUCUACUCCCACCGUUGAUGUUGUUUCUUCUGAUAAUAAAGGUCGAAGAACGAGUGAGGAGGAUGAUGUUUUAGAGGAACGAGACCCGAAAUAUGAUACAAUGUUGAACCAAAUGGUUGGGAGAAUUAAGGCUAAACCUGGAGGCAAAGCUGAGAUGGGAGAUGCAUCACUAGUGGAAACAUCGAAAAGGCCACUCCCAAAGCUCCGGAACACAACUCCUGAAUCAACAAGGUAUGAGGAAAACCCAGUGCCUCAAGGAACAUUGAAUGUAGCACAAGUGCGACAUAUCAUGCUUCUCUACCAGGGCAAAGCUCAGGAUCACAAUGGUCCAAUGAGUGUUAACGAUAUAGCUGCAAAGUACCGGGUUGAUGUCUCUCAGGUCCAGAAGAUUACUCAGUUCCUGUCUUUGCCUCAAGAGGUUACUGAUAAGCAGAAGCAACAAUAUGAAUAAAGUAAAGGCUGUUUUCGUUCUCACAACUGGUUGGUUUCUUUUGUCCUUGCCGGUUUUAGAAAGUUUUGUGCGUCAGAUGUGUAACACAGAACCAGAGAUGACAUUGACUUCGAUUUUUUUCUUUUCUCUGACUCUGAGUAAUAAUGUAAAACUGUGCAGCUAAGAAUACAAGAGCUUUUUUCAAUCAAGCCAUGAUUCUGCUGA